Molecule: messenger RNA, 432 nt
Organism: Miscanthus lutarioriparius
Lineage: Eukaryota; Viridiplantae; Streptophyta; Magnoliopsida; Poales; Poaceae
Source: the annotation of a GenBank genome assembly
AUGUACAACCGGGAGCAGCCGCCGCCGCCGCAGGCCCAGCAGCAGCUCAUGGCGCCGCCGCGGAUGUCCUUCUCCAGCGACUUCGCGCUGGAGCCGCCGCCGCCGCCGAGGCCGCCGGGCCGCGCGGACGCGGACUUCGAGUUCUCGCCGGCGGGCAACCGGCCCAUGAUGGACGCGGACCAGCUCUUCUCCAAGGGCCGCAUCCUGCCGCUGCGGGAGGCCGCGCCGCGGCCACCGACGACCCUGCGCGACGAGCUGCGCGCGGCGCCGGACGCCGCCGACCGCGGCCGCCGCGGGCCUGCACGGUGGAAGGAGCUGCUGGGGCUGAAGAGCCGGGCGCACGCGCAGAAGAAGGGGGCCGCCGGGGCAGCAGCCGCGUCCGCCGCUGACGCUCACGUGGAUCUUGGAGAGCACGGAGAGGCAGGAGAGUGA